Lycium ferocissimum is the source of this 1323-nucleotide messenger RNA. RefSeq lists its product as uncharacterized. The transcript is spliced from 6 exons. Lineage: Eukaryota; Viridiplantae; Streptophyta; Magnoliopsida; Solanales; Solanaceae. The record is from RefSeq and is a predicted model, not a curated record. The coding region runs from base 1 to 1323 and encodes 440 amino acids.
AUGGUGGAUUUUGAUGUAAUUAUGGGGAUGGACUGGUUGUCCGCAUGUUAUGCUAAUAUGGAUUGUCGCCAUAAGUUAGUUCGUUUCGCCUUUCCCGAUGAGCCUGUUAUUGUGUGGGAGGGUGAAAUUGCUAAGCCAAGGAAUAGAUUUAUUUCCUAUCUUAACGCUCAUAAAAUGAUUGCUAAGGGGUGUAUUUACCAUUUGGUGGCUGUUAAUGACACAAAAUCCCUAGUACCCGAAUUUGCAUCGUUUCCCAUAGUUAGUGAUUAUCCUAAAGUGUUUCCCGAAGAUCUCCCUUGUAUCCCUCCUGAUAGGAAUCGUGAGGAUUAUGCUAAUCAUUUGAAGAUAACUUUGACAACACCUGAGGAGAAUCAGCUUUAUGCAAAAUUCUCUAAGUGUGAAUUCUGGCUUGAGUCUGUGUCUUUCUUUGGUCAUGUGGUGACUGGUGAUGGCAUUAAAGUAGACCAUCAGAAAGUUUCAGCGGUUAAGGAUUGGCCUAGACCAACUAGUGCGGCGGAAAUUCGUAGUUUCUUAGGUUUGGCAAAUUAUUACCAAAAGUUUGUGGAAGGCUUUUUGUCAAUAGCCUCUCCAUUGAUUAAAUUGACACAGAAGACUGCUAAGUUUCAGUGGUCCAAAGCUUGUGAAAAGAGUUUCCAAGAACUUAAGACAAAGUUGACUUCGGUUCCUAUUUUGACUUUACCUUCUGGGUCUGGUGGAUAUGUGGUGUACUGUGAUGCUUCUAGAAUUGGUUUAGGUUAUGUAUUAAUGCAGAACGAUGCUUUAAGUAGAAAAUCUAUUGGCACGUUGGCUUAUUUGCGUGCACAUGACAUGCCCAUGGGGAAGAAAAUUCGAAGACUUGCUAGUCUUGGGGUCAGACUUGAUGAAACUAAAGAUGGAGAGUUAGUGGGAAUCACGCCAUCACGUAUUCUGCGGUUGCAAGGAAGAUUGUAUGUUCCCGAUGUUGAUGGUCUUCGACAAGAAUUGAUGAUGGAAUCUCAUAGUUCCAAGUAUUCUGUGAUGGUUGAACAUCAAAGGUCUGGUGCCUUGGCUCAAAACAUUGAGAUUCCUCAAUGGAAAAAGGGGAAGCUUAGUCCUUGCUCUAUUGGUCCUUACGAGAUUACAAAAAGGGUUGGGAAGGUAGCUUACGAGUUGAGAUUACCGGCUGAGAUGUCUAUGGUUCAUCCGGUGUUUCACAUUUCGAUGCUGAGAUUGUACCAACCUGAUCCUUCCCAUGUGUUGAACCAUGAAGAUAUUGAAAUUGAUGAAGCUCUAUCUUAUGAAGAAGAACCAGUUCAAAUUUUAUAUCGUCAAUUAGAAGGUUGA